Molecule: messenger RNA, 537 nt
Organism: Salvia miltiorrhiza (redroot sage)
Lineage: Eukaryota; Viridiplantae; Streptophyta; Magnoliopsida; Lamiales; Lamiaceae
Exons: 1
Coding region: 1-537 (178 amino acids)
Source: RefSeq, a predicted model, not a curated record
AUGUUGUUUAACGAUCAACUAGAAGGAAGGGCUCCGCCGAUCACAUAUCAAGUCAAAAACGCCUACUACACAAAUGAGUACUACUUGACCGACAACAUCUACGCCAAUUGGCCUAUUUUCGUGAAAAGUCCUACGCAUCUGAUGGACGCGAAGAGUAAGAAAUUCAAGGUGAUGCAGAAAGCGACUCGCAAGGAUACCGAACAAACUUUUGGCGUGCUUCAAGCUCGUUGGGCAAUCAUCAAAGAACCAGCCCGUCUUUGGCACAAGGAGGAGUUGAGCGACAUCAUAUUCACGUGCAUCAUUUUGCACAACAUGAUUAUCGAAGACGAAGGCGAGCAUGCAAUGAAAUGGGAAGAAGAGGUAUCCGACGAAGCUUCGAGUAGCUUAGCCGCAGCUCAUCCCCGCACCGGUGCUCCGUCGGAAUUUCGCGCAUUUGUGGCACGACAAGCAUCUAUGCGAGACGCGGAGAUGCAUGCUCGCCUCACUUUGGAUUUGAAGGAGCACAUUUGGUCUUGUUUUGGUCCGAUUAAGCCUUAG